Messenger RNA from Linum tenue, 1464 nucleotides. The record is from the annotation of a GenBank genome assembly. NCBI's taxonomy places the organism in Eukaryota, Viridiplantae, Streptophyta, Magnoliopsida, Malpighiales, Linaceae.
AUGGCUUCUGUACACGAAGGGGCAGGAAAAUUCUUCUUCCUGUACGGCCAUGGUGGUACAGGGAAGACCUAUCUGUACAACACAAUUGUUGCAAAACUCCGUAGUCAGCAAAAAAUCGUUUUAGUGGUUGCAUCAUCGGGUAUUGCGGCUACUCUACUUCCAGACGGAUCAACCGGACAUUCUAGGUUCAAAAUUCCAAUUGAGAUCGAUGGUUUUUCAACCUGCAAAGUUAAAAAGGGCACUCAUUUGGCAGAGUUACUAAAAGCAACCUCGCUCAUUGUGUGGGACGAAGCACCGAUGACUCAUCGCUAUUGCUUUGAAGCUUUGAACAAGACUUUAUGCGACGUCAUGGAUGUGCCUUACAGUGGAGAUAGUCACAAGCCAUUUGGUGGCAAGACAGUCCUGCUUGGUGGGGAUUUUCGGCAAAUCCUGCCAGUUGUUCCAAACGGUGGUCGUGAGGAAACUCUUAGUGCAUCAAUCGUUCGUUCUCCACUCUGGUCGCACUGCAACCUUCUCUGUCUACACCAGAAUAUGCGCAUUAAUCAAGAUGCUGUUAAUGAAACCGCUAUAUUCAGUGAAAUGACAUUCCCACAAUGGGUUCUUGCUGUUGGGAAUGGGGUUGCACCUACUGUUUCCUUGGAUGAAAGUCCUGAAAGAACGUGGAUGAAGAUUCCACAAUGCCUACUCUUGCCACAGGAAGGUGAAUCCAUUGAGCCAGUUGUUAAUUUUGUAUUCCAUGGACUGCUCGAGGCUUACAGGUCAGUUUCCUUCCUCAAGAGUCGGGCUAUUGUCACACCGACAAAUGAAACCGUCUCUGCGAUAAAUGCUUCUAUUCUUUCGUGCAUUCCUGAGGAGACAAAAAACUACUAUAGCACAGAUAGUUUGUGCGCUGAAUCAACGGACAACUCAGACUUGGAUACACUGUAUCCCAUUGAAUUCCUGAACUCUCUUUCUUUUAAUGGGAUGCCUGAGCAUGAACUAACUCUGAAGCUUUAUGCACCCAUCAUGUUGCUUCGGAAUAUAGAUCCAUUGGCUGGUAUGUGUAAUGGAACACGCCUAAUGGUGACACAUCUUGGAGAAAAUGUGAUAAAGGGAAUCAUACUCACCGGUACUUACGAGGGUACGGUGGUCGCUAUACCGAGAAUAGCUCUGAACUUUAGUGAUCACAAAUGGCCUUUCACAAUGAAACGCCGCCAGUUCCCGGUACGACUCUGCUAUGCCAUGACAAUCAACAAGAGCCAAGGCCAGACACUCGAAAAGGCAGGGGUUUUCUUGCCAAAACCAGUAUUUAGUCAUGGCCAGUUAUAUGUGGCAAUUUCUCGGGUUCGCUCGGCAGCAGGCCUUAGAUUCCUCAUUCACAAUGACGGUAGUCUUCCCCAUGACUGCACCAAGAACAUCGUCUACACUGAGCUGUAUUCUGAAUUAUCCUACCCUGGUAACUUUGCAUUCUGCCUUACACUUUAA